AAUUGCUGGACCAAAGAGUUUCUGUACUGCCUUUGGUCAGACUUUGGCGCAAACAACAAAACCGCAGUGUCCAAUUACAAUUUCUACGUUAGCGUUUUUAAUUCGCGUUGGAGAUAGGAUUUGGUUGACAUUUAUUUAGGCAACGCUAGCUAGCUGCUAACAAUGACUAACUAUAUGGUUUUUCACACUCAAAUAGCCUCCGUCAUGGAGGUGUUAGCGAAUGCAGCCGUGGCAGAGAUCUGUAAACUCGUAGACGACGACUAUGCAGUGUUUCGUUUGGAAAUAACUCAAAGCCAGAAAGAAAACAGGGCAUUGCGGAGGAAACUACAACUACUGGAACUAAAGGUGGCACGGGAGCGCGCAGAGAGGACAAUGCGAGAGCGCGUCCUCGCCAGUCGUCCCAGUAGUGUCAAGAUCCUCGACCGUUUCAGAGGAAUGGCAAGAGGUGAAGGACAUCUCACUGGAGGCCACAGAAGCUUUGUGAAGCCAGCUGAACACACUACAUGGAGAGAUGACCAAUCAAUCACUGUUGAUGAGGGGAGUGGAACCUCAACCCAGCACGUUAUCAUGAUAGAGUCUGCAGAUGUAGAGGCUGCAGGUCCUGGGGUUAAGCAGGAGAUGGCUGAAGGAGAAGAGGAACCACGGCACAGCAGAGACUGCCAGACUGCAGUGGCUGGAGCACCCCCUGUAGCCAAGGAGGACCCAACCACCGCCCCAGCACAGCCCAGCAGCAUCACGGAGGUCAGUGGAACACAGAACACCAUCUUCAAGACAGAGACAUACCCCAACACUUCAAUGGGGCUGGAGCGACUGGGCUCUCCUCCUGCUCCCCACUCAGAGUAUUUACUUUAUGGUAACCAUAGCCCGACGACGGUUCUGUCCCAUCAGGACCCAAGUGACUCGUUACAGACUGUCAAUGAUCCGUCCUGUUCAUACGCUACAGAGACACAGAUGAUACCUGGUGACAUGCCUGUGGGCUUAGAUACACAGUCUAAUCCAAUGAGAGGGGACUGGAACCGGUACAGUAGUAGUAGUGUAUACUCUGAAAAGUGCCUGGAUGAGAAAGGGGAGGGUCUGGCCUUAGAUGAUGUGACUGUGAAAGUGGAGGGCGACGCUCUGAAAUGGAAUGAAGACAAGACUCAUUUAGGAGAAGGACACUCGCAGGGCAACAGCAGUGACUUCUUAGACUACAGGGAAAGCUUGGAGACAAAUCUAAAUGUUGGGACCCACUCCCCUUUACACAAGUUCAGGGAUCACAACCCAGUGUCCACGUCAAUGGGGCCUUCCGAUUCACACAGCCAUGUCCUUUUCGAUCAGGUAUUGAAUUCAAACGACAGGGUUAGAGCCCAGGCUCUGGGUGGGGGAGCAACAUCAGGAAAAAGUAAAGAGAAACGGUUCCUCUGCGCGUUCUGUAACAAAGGCUUCAGCUGUCCCCAGAAGGUGGAAAUCCACCAGAGGGUCCACACAGGGGAGAAACCCUACAGCUGUACCCAGUGUCAUAUUCGCUUCGCCCAGGCUGGUGACCUGAAGAGGCACCAGAGGGUCCACACAGGGGAGAAACCCUUCAGCUGUACCCAGUGUAACAUGCGCUUUGCCCAUGCUGGCAACCUGAAGAGACACCAGAGGGUCCACACAGGGGAGAAAUAAUACAGCUGCCACCAGUGUGAGAAGAGAUUCUACCACCAGCACCAGCUGAAGAUGCACCUGAAGGUCCACACGGGAGAGGUGGUUCGCACUGCAGGAAGAGGUUCUCAGAGAGGAGCUACCUCAGGAUACACCAGCAGAAAACCAUUCCACUCAAUAGCUUCUGACGUUUAGAUCAAACCCUGCAUUAAAGACAAAGAUGAAUUGUCAAAAGAUUCGCAGUUGAAUUUGGAAUUACGAGAGUAACAUGUUUUAGUGUUGAAUAUUCGGGAGGAAUGUUGCUUCCAGACCUGUGAUAUACGCUGAGUGUACAAAACAUUAGGAACAACUGCUCUUUCCACGAAUGCAGGUGAAACCUAUAGUAUGAUCCCUUAUUCAUGUCACUUGUUAAAUUCACUUCAAUCAGUGUAGAUGAAGGGCAGGAGACGGUUUAAAUAAUAUUUUUUUUAAGCCUGUAAUUUGCAUCAUAGGUACACUUCAAAUAUGACAAACAAAAUGAGAGAAAAAAAUCCAGA
Oncorhynchus nerka (sockeye salmon) is the source of this 2159-nucleotide messenger RNA. Its product is annotated as Wilms tumor protein homolog. Gene Ontology annotation, molecular function: DNA-binding transcription factor activity, RNA polymerase II-specific; RNA polymerase II cis-regulatory region sequence-specific DNA binding. The record is from RefSeq and is a predicted model, not a curated record. The transcript has 3 exons. Gene Ontology annotation, biological process: regulation of transcription by RNA polymerase II. Gene Ontology annotation, cellular component: nucleus. NCBI's taxonomy places the organism in Eukaryota, Metazoa, Chordata, Actinopteri, Salmoniformes, Salmonidae. The coding region runs from base 163 to 1647 and encodes 494 amino acids.